Messenger RNA from Paramecium sonneborni, 369 nucleotides. The record is from the annotation of a GenBank genome assembly. Lineage: Eukaryota; Ciliophora; Oligohymenophorea; Peniculida; Parameciidae.
AUGGAGGAAAUUAAGAACUUACUUCAUUUCGUUUCUGAAUAUAUAAUGAGAUUGAGAAUAGAUCAAAAGUUUCAAUUGAAGAUGGCACAUAUCAUCCUGGCUAUAUUGCUGGAGAAAUUGAAGAGCAAAUAGGAAUAAAUUUUAUAGAAGUUUGGGGUAUAGGAGGUAAAGAAGCCCUAAUCUAAUAUAAUAGAAUAAAUAUAGAUAAGAUAGAAUGGAAGAGUGUAAGAAUUGAUUACAUAUUAUAGAUUGAAGAUAAUGAGGAAAGUAGAUAAGAAAUAAAUCUUUAAUGGAUUUGAUUAGGCUAUACUUUUAAAGUAAACUUUUGCUCAUAGAUUUCAUUUUAUAGAAGUGAUUGAAAAGGAUUGA